Molecule: messenger RNA, 751 nt
Organism: Pseudogymnoascus verrucosus
Lineage: Eukaryota; Fungi; Ascomycota; Leotiomycetes; Thelebolales; Thelebolaceae
Exons: 2
Coding region: 352-618 (88 amino acids)
Source: RefSeq, a predicted model, not a curated record
CCAGAUACGGCACUAGGAAGGUAAUAUUCAUGCAUGUCACUAUAUACCCUGCUAUACUGCUAUAGUAUGUGGCAUCCCCGCCACCCCCGCCUCCCACACUUAUCUCCACACCUCCUUACCCACGCAUCCCUGGCGCCGAAAUCAAGGAAAACGCCACUUAUCUAUAGUUCUGAGGGCAAAGCAGUGCUUCGAACCAUGUUUAGCUCAGUGCUGCAAAUAGUAUCAUGUACAGCGCCUAUAUGAGGUCAUCGGCUUCCAAUCUCUAUGGAAAUAGCAAAGGUUAAUAAUCUCUGAAGUCGAACACGGGAGCCAUUAGACACUAUCAAAUACGCGGACAGAUAUACACACAUCAUGGACUGGGCAAGGCAGAAGUGUUCCUCUUACUACGAUUCCAGCUGGCGCUGGAUCGAAGACACCUAUCUCGCCUACUUUGGAGAGAACAGGACGUCGUACGGCAUAAAAGAGUCACUGAAGAAGACAGAGGUCACAGGUGAUGAAAAUAUAGAUGGGAUUCAGCGCGGGGUUGGGGGAGCUGUGGGAGAUGUAUUUUCGAGUAAAGGGCCUGCAGGCGUGGUAGGAGAUGGUAUCGAUAAAGGCCUUCUGAGAGGCAACGUCUGAGGGAGCCUGUACAUGCAAGUUGGAUAUGAUAGUAGAUUGAUAGUUCACCAUUUGCUUCGAAUUUUCAAAUUCAUCGUUAUUUAAUAAGUUACCUACCUUAUAUCUAGCAUGAGGCUAUAAGAAUGAAAUACCA